Molecule: messenger RNA, 567 nt
Organism: Rhodofomes roseus
Lineage: Eukaryota; Fungi; Basidiomycota; Agaricomycetes; Polyporales; Fomitopsidaceae
Exons: 2
Coding region: 1-567 (188 amino acids)
Source: RefSeq, a predicted model, not a curated record
AUGUCUAGCCCUAUCGCCAUCCCCCGCUCUCGCGCGUCCCCCGCCUCGUCAUCGCGCAGCCCCUCGGGCUCCCCGACAGGCGUGUACGUGCCCGUCCACAAGCGCAGGGCGGUCGACCCGCACGUCAGCAUCGCUGCGCACGCAGGAAGCGCGGUCAGCGCAGCCAUGAACAACGGCCGCCUGAUCCGCACGCAGUCUUCCUUCGUGUACGACAUCGCGCAACUGCGCGCCCUCGCGGCGUCCCCGCUCAUCGGUGUCUCCCCCGCGCAACAAUCACAGCUCGAAGAGCUGCGCGCGUUCGUCGCGCCUGGACCACGCCCCGCGAACCCGAACCCGAACCUGACCCCGAGUACAGGCGAGAAGGCGGUGCGCAGGCGCCGCGCGGGCCGCCGCGCGAGCAACGCGAAGAAGCUGCAGGCGGAGGUGCACGUCGACGUCGAGAGCAGGCGGAGGCGCCAUGGGCACGGCGCGUGGGGGUGGGCGGCGCACUCUGGUGCGGAGCCUGCGCUCGAGGAGAGCUGGAGGCAUGCGCCGGAGCCGAUGGCGCUCGUUGGGGUGCGGGUGUGA